CACGAGAUUCAUCGAGUGGUACUUGGUACUCUACCCAAGGCCCUACAACCGAUUUAAACUUGAAACAAAAACCACCACCCAAAAUCACAUCCUCUGUUUCAUCUCAAUCAUGCCAUCAGGUGCUAAGAAGCGAAAAGCCGCUAAAAAGAAGAAAUCUUCCACAACUAACCCUCAAUCCCAUCAAGGAGAGAAUGAUAGCGGGGAGCUUAGUUCUCCAACGUCACAGUAUCCAUCAGUAGAGGUGAAGAAGAAAGAAGAUAAUUCAUCUGAGAACAAAUCUAACAAUAAUAUCAAGAUCGAAGAAGGGUCAAAAUCAAAGAGUUCUCAUGUCAGUAGCUCGAGUUCUAGCGCUAGUUCAGACGACGAGUCUCGUGUGGUUGAGAAGAACGUAGUGGUUGUUGAAUCGGUUCCGCCUGUUGAAUCUGUACCUGAAAAGAUUUCUCCAGUUGUUGAUCCGGUUAAGCCUGUGGAUACAUUGUUAGAAGAAGUAUCGCAAGUGUUUGACGACAUACAGAACCAGAAGAAAAAAGAUUUGGUUGUGGAGGAAAGACCGGUAGUUGUUGAAGAACAGUCGGUGGUUAUUAGUGAAGAUGCUAUGAAGGAUGAUUUACCAACUUCUAGUGUAGUUGCUGAACCCGUUUUGAAAGAAAACGAGGUGGAAAAUUUGAUUCCAUUGGAUGAAAAGGCUUCUUCGGUAUCAAAGGAAACGGAAGUUAAUGGUGCAGAUCGUGCAAAUGAAACUGAUACGACUGGACAUUCUAAUAGACAGACCCCAGCAGCUUCAGCUGCAGUAGCAGUGCAAAGGACGACCACCUGGAAGAGUUGCUGUGGAAUAUUCGAGUUGUUUUCAGGGUCCGAGAGGUGAUACCAGAGAAUGAUCAUAUCCCGCCAUGGGGUUGCUCGUCGUUUCAUAAAUCUUGCCCAAGGUAGCUCGACCUAACUCGUGGCACUUGGUUUACUUUUUUUUGUAUUUUUUUAUUAUCACAUGAUACCAGAUUAUAUUUUCAGUUAUUAUAUUUUGGUGGGUUUGUUAUGGAGAUGAGUUUCGUGUUACAUAUGUUGGUGUACCGAGAAUUAUGGCUACAUGUUCUCAGUUAUUCGAGUCAAGAGUUUGGUCAC
This is a messenger RNA of Helianthus annuus (common sunflower), 1119 nucleotides long. RefSeq lists its product as uncharacterized. The transcript is spliced from 4 exons. Lineage: Eukaryota; Viridiplantae; Streptophyta; Magnoliopsida; Asterales; Asteraceae. The record is from RefSeq and is a predicted model, not a curated record. Bases 110 to 865 code for a protein of 251 amino acids.